GUACCUUAGUAUAUUGCAUUGACAACUCGAACCACAGUAUUAGAAACUAUACCUACGUCUGUCAGAAAGAACACACUCACCAUGGAUUCCAUCUUCAAGACAAACAAAUUCUCCAUGAAAGCUAUAUCUGAUUUCUCCAACUUGAACAAAACCACGAGGAAGCACUUGAAGAAUGUCUACUCUGCAUUGGCCCUCACCAUGUUGUCAGCCUUCGGGGGAGCUAUUGCUUUCUUUGUCACUGGCUUCUCUAUGUCGUUCUUAGCAGCGAUUGGCUCCAUUCUCCUGAUCAUCGGUCUGGUAGCCACACCCAACACGCCACAGAACCAACUCACAAGACUGGGAAUGCUGUGUGGAAUUGGAGGAUGUACAGGCUUCUCACUUGGGCCCCUGCUCAGCAUGGUGCUUGAAAUCAACCCAAGCAUAAUACCAACUGCCUUCCUGGGUACUUGUGUUAUCUUCGCCUGCUUCAGUCUGGCUGCCCUGCUCAGUGAGAAGAGGUCAUUCCUCUAUCUUGGAGGUUUUCUGAUGUCGGGACUGAGCAUGCUCUGUCUCAUGAUGUUCAUCAACAUCUUCAUUGGCUCCUAUAUGGCAUUCCAGAUUGAGCUGUACGGAGGCCUGCUCCUGUUCUGUGGCUUCAUACUGUUUGACACCCAGCUGAUUGUGGAGAAGUGCGAGCGUGGAGACAACGACUACAUCUGGCACUCGCUAGACCUCUUCCUCGACUUUGUUAACAUAUUCCGUCGUCUGCUCAUUAUUCUGGCUUCCAAGGAGAAGAAGAAAAGCAACAAGUGAACAAAUCAUAAGCAAGAGACGUUAUUAAAACUGAGGAGCGUAUUAUAAUUGUUAGCAUAUAAUUAUACAAACAUUACUGGUCUUUGAUUGUUUAGUGUAACCGUGUCUUCUUCCAUAAGUUUUGUCUCUAAACUCCCAACAUGUUAUUGCAAUUUGA
Molecule: messenger RNA, 949 nt
Organism: Halichondria panicea
Lineage: Eukaryota; Metazoa; Porifera; Demospongiae; Suberitida; Halichondriidae
Product: bax inhibitor 1-like
Exons: 9
Coding region: 82-792 (236 amino acids)
Biological process (GO): cellular response to unfolded protein; negative regulation of apoptotic signaling pathway; negative regulation of endoribonuclease activity
Cellular component (GO): mitochondrial membrane
Molecular function (GO): enzyme binding
Source: RefSeq, a predicted model, not a curated record